GGCGCAUGGGGGACCCAUCCAAGAUGGCGGCCGCGCUGAUACGUGAGCUCCAAUAGGCAGCUUUAGAUUUUGAGGCGUCUACGUAUAUUAUGUCUAUGCCGUUCACUAGGUCAGGUUGCCGUAAGGCUCCGUCGUGUGUUGAAGUGUUGCUAGGAGACCACCAUGACGCAUCAGACGUAUAAAACAUAUACUGUCAGCGCCGUGACGGGAUGACGGAGUUACACCAGGCGGCGGCUUCAGGAGAUUUUGACCAAGUAGAGGAGCUUUUAAAGCAAAGUAAAUGUGAUCCAAACCAGAGAGACGUCGACUGGAGCUUCAAGACACCUCUCCACUGGGCAGCUGCCAAAGGUGUUUUAAAACGAGAGGAAAUUUGACCCUUUUCUUAGUCUUUCUAAUCGAUUGUGGCUUUGUUAAUGCAUUGAUUGUAGACAUUAUCCAAUAUUUACCCAAACAAACCUAUUAAGAUGUUUUUUUUUAAUCUAGAUUAGUUAGAGGUCACAAAAUUUAGAGCAUAUUUUCUUUCGAGGCACAAGAUCAAUUUCAACACAACAUAUCAAUAUCACAACAUCAACACAACAGGUCUGAAAGUUGUUUUAAGCCAUACUUUUCUACUUUCUGUUUCUAUAUCUAAUGCUGUGGGCUUCUUUAUUUUGUAGCAAAAUGUAAUCUGAAAAGAACAUUAACUAAAGAGGUUUUACCCCACAAGAGUUAUAUAAACAGAUACUCUAUUUUCCUGUCAAUCCGUUUGUAGGCUACAUGUCAGCGGCUCCUGAAUGCUGUAGCCUUCAGGCCCUCCUUUCCAAAAUGACAGCAGAAAAACUCAUCUGAAAGAACAAAAAAUGUACACAGACGGGUCUGCGGGUUAAUCCUCCUCUUGUGUUUUUGUUUUUGAAUGCUUUAAAGAACCACUUAAAUUAGCUUUUUUUGCAUCAUGACUUUUUGACUUUAUCAGGAACUUCUAUUUUAACAAGAUAAAAAUAUUUCAACUGACUAAAAUAUAAAAUGCUCUUAAAAUUAUGGCAUUUGUUGUGUUAGGGUCACUGUUGACCUGGUUAGAUCAAUAUCUAAUGAUGAGAGCAAAAACUGAAAUCAUAUGUGCACUGUCAGGCACCACACUGACAGUCAGAUCCUCUUCCACUCGUGUGAGAUUUAGGAAAUUCUCAUUUUGCCUGUUUUUUCCCUGCACAAAAAAGUACAUUGGGCAUGUCCAGACAUGUGAGAUCCAUUCAAUAUAGAUGUCUAUAUGAGGGGUAUACUGACAAAGAAAUGCCCAGAGGCCCACAACAAAAACUAUUAUAAGCAAUACUUUCAUGGAUAAUGAAGCCUUACAAAGUAACGUAGAGAUGAGAUCCAAAUUGGAUGAUAGAGAAUUGUUUUUAGUGUAAUUCACAGCUGAUUUAAGACACGGGUCAAAACCGACCCUUAACAUGGUGGGUGAGUAGUAAAAGCUAACACAGGAGGAAGGUUAUUGUCAUUUUAGUGUCACCAAACUAACAGAUUACAUGCAUCUGGAAUGAGAAAUGAUCACUUUUUGGCAAGAAAUCUCAUAAGAAAACUGAGGUCCAUAACUUUACCAGACCCUAAUGACAUUUUGUUGACAUUUAAGUAAUAUUCUUUCCAUAAUAGCCCCCUCUAGUUGAAUUACUUGACUUAUUUUUAUGGUUUUCAGUGCAUAUAUCAGAUUACUCUGUGACGCCACUUCCACAGGACACACAGAAACAGUCAGGAUCCUGAUCGAGCAUGGAGCCAGGCCAUGUCUGAGGACAGAGCAUGGAUGGACAGCUGCACACUUCGCUGCAGAGUUUGGCCGGCUGGCCGUUCUCCGGCUGCUUCACUCGCUCCAUGCUCCUAUGGACAAGGAGGACUUCUGUGGAGACAAACCAGUGCGGAUAGCAGAAAUAUACGGACACCAGGACUGCGUUGCAUUCCUUAAAAAGUAUCAAAUGAAGACCACUUUUUCCAAUUCAACACUUUUGUUUAUCUCACUUCAUUUAUUGUAAUAUUUUCGCACUUUAUACAACACGAUAUGAGACUGUGUUGUGCUAUAACUAAACUUCUCUUUCAAAUACAUAGCUUUUAUCUGUAAAAUACAGUUUUUAAAUGUCAUACAUCAAUCACUAUUGUACGUUUUUAUGUUACAGGGCAGAAACUGAGUGUCAGGUGUACCGUAAGAUGGCCGUUCAAAAAGGGAUCACAGUGGAUGACACAGAUGAGGAGUGGGCAGAGCAGGGCAAAGAAAACGAAGACAGCAGGAUCUCUCACAACAACAUUCAGACAAAGACUUAACUUCUCCUCACACAACAAAGUUAAUAACAGUGUUUCUGUGGCGUUUAAGUGCUUUGAUACUUCAAUUGUGUUGCAAACAGUAUUACCUUUAUCCCAUUUACAUGACAAUGUAGCUUCAUUGUAAAGUGUUGAAUAUUUUCUAUUAUAGACACCAAUAAAACAUUUCAACUUCUGAUACAAUAUAUCUAUUAAUGUAUGUGGUUAAUGCAUAUAUAUUGAGAUUUUUUACUCGUUCGACUUUUACUUCAUCGAGGUUGAGUCGGUGCAGCUGUUGGUCGUCGAAGCUGGAGUCUGGGGAGCAUUAAAGGACAUAUAAAACUUUAUGAUAAUCACUGUGGUAUUUCACACUGGGGUUAAUAAAGUUGGUUUGACUUACCUUUA
This is a messenger RNA of Xyrichtys novacula (pearly razorfish), 2667 nucleotides long. The record is from the annotation of a GenBank genome assembly. NCBI's taxonomy places the organism in Eukaryota, Metazoa, Chordata, Actinopteri, Labriformes, Labridae.